CCAAUUGCAUCGCAGUUCUGUCAUAGUGCAGCCAAGAGACACAUUGUUUGGAGCCUCCCUCUUCUCCUCCCCCAACCCCGCUGCCAUGUCACCAAUGACCGCACUCUCCAGACUACAUCCGACCAAGGAAUGGCGGGGACGUAGAUCCGCAGGGGCAUACUGUGUUAGGCUAUAGAUGAACCGGCCACUUCUGCCAUCCGGCAAUGCUGGGGUGGUACUAUAUUAUGGGGUACGCAGGGAUCCAUCGGCAAAACUUCUGGACGUCUGAUGUAUUGCGAGGAAUGGGAUCCAAGGCGGGGGAGGGGAUGGAGAACUGUGGACGCAAAGGCCGGUUGGUUGCAACGACGGCCCCUAAUAAUAUAAACCUCAGCCCGUCGACCGCUCAAAUCCUGAGCGAGUCGUUUUGGACCAUGCUUCCCCUCACCUGCGCAGUCUGGUUGCCUCGCAUACAAGUGUAGUGUCAAUUGGUCGCUGGCAUUCGUACGAAAUGGUCGCAAAGAAGAACCACCAACGUCCGCCCUUCCGGGCUGAGCACCUUGGCUCACUCCUCCGGCCACAGAAGCUUGUUGAUAAGCGUGUCGCCUUGGACGGCGAGAAGACCGAAACCAUCGCCCAAGACAAGGAGCUUCACACCCUUGAAGAUGACGCUAUCGAUGAGAUCGUCAAGGUCCAGCUAGACCUUGGGUUCCAUGCGGUGAACGAUGGCGAGUAUCGCCGUCAUCAGUUUUGGGGGACCUUUUUCCCUGCCCUCGAGGGAAUGGAGGAAAUUCAGAACCCGCCUCUGGAAAUGUUCCGGCUCUAUGUACCUGACCUAGCUGCCUUUACCGAGGCCGGCCACAAACCUGGCGAAUCUGUGAUUUGUACAGGCAAGAUCAAGCAUGUCGGGAGCACAUAUCUGGACCAGUGGAACUAUCUCAAGAACCGCAUCCCAGCCGAAUACAUCAAGGAGGCGAAGCUGACCCUGCCGGCACCUGAAUGGUACCAUCUUCGCUACCAGCCGGGAAAAGCAUAUCCAAAAGACGUCUACGCAAACGACGAGGAGUACUUCGCCGACAUUGCAAAGGCGUACAGGGCUGAGCUGCAGGUACUUUACGAUGCUGGCUGCCGCAAUGUGACCAUCGACGACCCCAACCUGGCGUACUUCUGCUCUGAGAAGAUGCUCCAGGGCUUCAAGGACGCUGGAGAGGACUCCGAGGCCCUGCUCGAUAGCUACAUCAAGUUGUACAACGACUGCAUCUCUCAGCGCCCCGACGACCUUCACCUGGGCAUCCACCUCUGCCGUGGGAACUUCGCCUACAGCCGGCACUUCAGCGAGGGCGGCUACGACCGAAUCGCAACCAAGCUUUUCAACGAGAUCGAGGCUGACACCUACUUCCUGGAGUAUGACACCGACCGUUCCGGCGGCUUUGAGCCCCUCAAGGAGCUGCCGCCGUAUAAGAAUGUCAUCCUCGGCGUCAUCACCAGCAAGUUCCCCGAGCUAGAGGACAUUGAGAAGCUCAAGGACCGGGUCUACCAGGCGGCGGAUUUCGUGGCCAAGGGCGCGGGACAGAGCCGGGAGGAGGCGCUGAAGCGCAUCGGCGUCAGCCCUCAGUGCGGUUUCGCCAGCCACCAUCUGGGGAACAGCGUCACACGAGAGGACAUGAUCAACAAGUUGAAGCUGGUGAGGAAGUUGGCAGAUACCAUCUGGCCAGGUGAACCAUGAGGAGAGGAGCCCUGGAGGGCUCAAACCCG
Diaporthe batatas is the source of this 1731-nucleotide messenger RNA. RefSeq lists its product as uncharacterized. Bases 488 to 1702 code for a protein of 404 amino acids. Gene Ontology annotation, molecular function: 5-methyltetrahydropteroyltriglutamate-homocysteine S-methyltransferase activity; zinc ion binding. Lineage: Eukaryota; Fungi; Ascomycota; Sordariomycetes; Diaporthales; Diaporthaceae. The record is from RefSeq and is a predicted model, not a curated record. The transcript is spliced from 3 exons.